AUGUCUGCUUCGGAUCAGAGGUCAACAAAUAAUUUAUUUCAAGGGGCUGCAGUUCCUGAAGAUAGCUUAUUCCCCGUUACAGACAUAGCUGUUCCCGUUGCGGAUACUACUGUUCCUGUUGUGGAUACUACUGUUCCUGAUGCUACUGUUCCCGUUGCGGAUGAUGCUGGUGCUGAUGCUGCCGUUCCCGUUGCGGAUGAUGCUGGUGCUGAUGCUGCCGUUCCCGUUGCGGAUGAUGCUGGUGUUGAUGCUGCCGUUCCCGUUGCGGAUGAUGCUGGUGUUGAUGCUGCCGUUCCCGUUGCGGAUGAUGCUGGUGUUGAUGCUACUGUUCCUGCUGCGGAUGUUGCUGCUGACCCUGGUGCAGAUGCCGGCGUAGACGCCGGUGCAGAUGAUGCAAAUGAUGCAAAUAUAGAUGACGCCGAUGCUUGUGCAGCUGGCGGUACAGAUACCGACGCAGAUGAUGCUAUUGCUGACGCUACAGAUGCAAAUGGUGAUGCUACUGAUGCCGGUGCGGAUGCUGAUCCAGGUGCAAUUGCUACUGGCGUGGGUGCUAUUAAUGACGCCGGCACGGGUGAAUCUGACGGUGGUGCUGAUGCUACUAAUACCUGCGCGGGUGCAUUUUUUGCAGAAUUGACGAGUGAUAAGUUGCCAAGUGCUGCAAUCGAAGCAAAAGUCAAAAAUUUUCCAUAUAAUUUCAUUAUGGAUAAUUAUACGAUGUUCUUAAUGGUUCAGAAAUUUAUUGAGUAA
Molecule: messenger RNA, 747 nt
Organism: Ambispora leptoticha
Lineage: Eukaryota; Fungi; Glomeromycota; Glomeromycetes; Archaeosporales; Ambisporaceae
Source: the annotation of a GenBank genome assembly